AUGACAAAACUCGGUGGUGUAGGAAGGCAUCUCCUGGCGCUCGAAGCUACAGACCCUAAAGAAGUCGUGAAUUGGGCCAAGCUCCUUAUGGCUGUCGAAUGGAUCUAUCUCGUGGCGGUGACCUUGCCAAAACUCUCCAUCUUGAGCAUGUACCUCGGAAUAUUCACCACAAAAUCGUAUCGAAGGAUUAUACAUCCACUGGCUUUUUUCUGGGAUCCCACCAUACCUGGCGGUCAUUGCAUCGACAUCAACGCAUUUUUCAGGUGGAUCAGUCUACCCAACAUCCUCACGGAUGUAGCGAUGCUCGUUCCACCUCAACCACUCGUAUGGACACUCAAAGUCAUAAGACACCAGAAAAUAGGACUGACAUUGGCAUUCUUGACUGGUUCUGUCGGAUUGAUAGCCUCAAUAUUUCGCUUUGCGACCUUCUUUCGGAACGAUGCUAUAACUGAUGGUACUUUCUCGUUUGUGGGACUCAUGUCAUGGACCAUUAUCGAACUAGGCAUCUACCUCGUUGCAGCUUGCCUACCAGCGCUACGUCCGCUCGCUCAACGCAUCUUCAAAGACAGCCUUCUCACCCGUCUCAGCACGAAAUGGAUGCCUAAGUACGGUGACAGAUGUUACGAGCGCAGCACGGUGAAUAUCAAGCUCGAGGGACACAGAAGCGUUAGGUCUGAAGUCCAUCGCCCUCAGCAAUGCUUUCAUCGUCUAACCGAUGGCAGGGAGAGCAUUGGUAAAAGCAGUGCGGAUGAGAGAAGUCUGGUGGACAAUUACUGGAGCGCGAGGGACAAUGUCAGUCAAUUCGCUCGGAAUGACUGCGGUUCCGAUCUAAAGGCGCAGCACAUUCGUGUUGAGAACAACAUUGUGAUCACCACAUCCGAUUCUCUUGCUUAA
Letharia columbiana is the source of this 894-nucleotide messenger RNA. RefSeq lists its product as uncharacterized. The record is from RefSeq and is a predicted model, not a curated record. NCBI's taxonomy places the organism in Eukaryota, Fungi, Ascomycota, Lecanoromycetes, Lecanorales, Parmeliaceae. The transcript is spliced from 2 exons. Bases 1 to 894 code for a protein of 297 amino acids.